Molecule: messenger RNA, 2004 nt
Organism: Spodoptera littoralis (African cotton leafworm)
Lineage: Eukaryota; Metazoa; Arthropoda; Insecta; Lepidoptera; Noctuidae
Source: the annotation of a GenBank genome assembly
AUGGCGCCGAAUUUUAGUAAAAUUACCUCACGGACUGAUGUGAAAAUCGCGUUAGCAGCCUCUGCAGCGCUAAGUGCCUGGGUAAUCAGGAAUUCUUUGAAGUCAAGUAAACAUAAAAAUGACAAAUCAAGCCGCCUCUCACCGGAGGAACAGAUACAAUAUAUGAUAAAAGAGAAAAAUAAAAAGAGUCCAAAGGCCCAAGUUGAUGCACGGUUCUUGGCUGAACUGAGUGCACUAUGGAAGAUCAUGAUGCCAUCUUUAUGGUGCAAGGAGAGCGGGUUCAUGGUACUGGUCGCUCUUUCUCUGAUAUCAAGGUCUAUGUGUGACCUAUGGCUUAUACAGCACACUACACUUGUUGAGGGAUCCAUCAUCACAAUGAAUCAUAAGGAGUUUAGAAGGUUAUUAACACAAUUCUUCAUUGCCAUGCCUGUCAUAUCGUUAGUAAACAAUGCACUGAAAUGGAGUAUAGGAGAACUGAAGUUACGUCUUAGGACCAAUUUGACCCUGUUUUUGUACCAACAGUACUUGAAGGGCUUCACCUACUACCAAGUAUCAAACCUGGACAAUAGGAUAUCGAAUGCUGACCAGCUGCUGACGACAGACAUUGAGAAGUUCUGCGAUACAGUUGUAGACCUGUACAGUAAUAUCAGCAAACCGAUGCUGGAUAUCGGUAUUUACUUGUACAGGUUGACUGUUAACUUGGGAGCUUCGACCCCUGGUAUCAUGAUGGCUUACCUACUCUUGUCUGGAGUGUUCCUUACAUACCUCAGAAGACCUACAGCUAAGAUGACGGUUCAUGAGCAGAAAUUGGAAGGAGAAUUCAGAUACGUGAACUCUAGGCUGAUCACAUAUUCGGAAGAGGUCGCCUUCUACCAAGGCAACCACCGGGAGCAACUGACGCUGCUCGCCAGCUUCUACAAGCUGACCAGGCAUCUGCGCAACUUCCUCAACUUCAGAGUCGGCAUGGGAUUCAUUGACAACAUCAUUGCUAAAUAUGUGGCUAUUACCGUCGGUUUCUACGCUGUGUCUCGUCCAUUCUUCGCCGUCGACCACAAUUUGCUUACUACGGGCACUGAGAAUGAUAGAUUCAAGCACUACUACACAUACGGCCGUAUGUUAGUGAAAAUGGCGGAAGGUAUCGGCCGGCUCGUACUGUCAGGCCGCGAGCUCAGCAAACUAGCGGGGCUGACGUCACGCGUCACCCAACUACGCACCGUACUGGAUGAUGUUAACAAAGGAAACUAUACCAGGACCAUGGUUGAUAGGAACUCGCAGAAUGGAAGCGAAAUCCCAGCUAUACUAGCGCCGGGCGCCGGUCGCAUCAUCUACCAAGACAAAAUCAUACGUUUCGACAAAGUUCCACUCGUCACACCCAACGGUGACGUACUCAUCAAGGAACUCACCUUCGAAGUCCGCUCUGGUAUAAACGUUCUCGUAUGCGGUCCCAAUGGUUGCGGCAAGUCAUCCAUGUUCCGUCAGCUUGGAGAGUUAUGGCCGAUAUUCGGAGGUACCCUAACUAAGCCACCUAAAGGCAAGCUCUUCUACGUACCGCAGAGACCUUACAUGACGCUGGGAACAUUGAGAGAUCAGAUAAUCUACCCACAAACUCGCGAGGAGAUGCAGAGACGAGGUCGUUCAGACGAGCAACUGCAUCGCUUCCUGGAGAUAGUUCAACUGUCGUACCUGACCAACCGCGAGGGAGCACUGGACGCCGUGGAGGACUGGAUGGAUGUACUGUCCGGGGGGGAGAAACAGAGAAUUGCUAUGGCGCGUCUGUUCUACCACGAGCCUCAGUUCGCGAUCCUGGAUGAAUGUACCAGCGCAGUUUCAGUUGAUGUCGAGGGACAAAUGUACCAAUACUGCAGAGAGGUCGGUAUAUCUCUAUUCACGGUAUCUCACCGCAAGUCUCUAUGGAAGCACCACGACCACUACCUGCAGAUGGACGGCAGAGGCGGAUUUGUGUUCGGAGAGAUCGACAACGAGACGCAAGAAUUCGGCUCGUGA